UUAUAUUCUUUUUAUGAAUUGGACGAAUUAUUAUCAGUCGGUUGUUGCGUCUUUGAUCGUUCCAGUUAACACAACUUGUCAAGUCAUACUCCAAGCACUUCCUAAAAACAUACAAAUACAAGAUAGUUGUAGUUUUUAUGAACAAGUCCUAUUCAAAGAAGAGUCUUUACACGAUAUUUCUAGAGGUGGUUUUACGAGUGUUUGGUUACCUCCACCAAGUAAGAGUGUACAACUAGAAGGUUAUUUACCAGGUGGUCUGUAUGAUUUGGACUCCUUUUAUGGUUCCCAAGUAUCGUUGGAACGACUAGUGCUUGUAUUGAAAGAACGUGGGUUGCAAGUUUGGAUAGAUUGGCCACUCAAACGUCGAUGUUUAAAAGAACAAGAUCCAACUACGCGCAGUCAUAUGUUUGUUACGAGACCUAUAUGGACCGCAGAUUGUCUAAAAUAUGCUUUUUCAAGUUUUCAUCGAACAACAUCCCAUGUCGGAUAUCCAAAGUUGUUGGUUCGUUCUACUAGUCAUAAUGGAUUGGAUACGACCAUUCCUGUGGAUUUGAAUAAUAGCAAAGUACGUCAAGACUUGUUGCAGUGGGUAAGUUGGUUGGAAAAUCAGUUGAGUAUGGAUGGAGUGGUAUGUGAUGGAGUGCAAAUGGAAGAUAUUCCUUUUCUCUUGGAAUUGAUAAAACAUGAAGAGUCGAGAUGGAAAGCAAUAUCUCCACAACCUAUGCUUUCCUUAUCUUCUCCCACAUAUGAAGAAGAAGAAAAAGAAGAAGAAGUAGAGCAACCAUCAUUUCUAUCAUCAUCUCAAGAGAGAGAGUGGAAGGAACCUUUUAUUUAUUCGCCUCUCACACCUAAUGAGUAUUUAUCUAUUGCACUAGUUAAAGUAGAGUUUAGUCAAGAUAGUGAUGGUCGUUUAGCUUAUGACCAAUCUUUAGCUACUGAACAAUUGUUUGAGUUUAUUCAGUCUACUCAUCGUAGUUAUGCAUUGAUAGAUACAGUCAGUAGAACUAUAUUGGAAACUGCACUUAUCUUUCAAGAGUAUUGGAGAUUAAUAGAUAAGGAAGCUCGUUUGGUUGGUUUAUUGGGACGUGCGAGUGACCGAGCUAUUACCGUAUUGAAUAUGGUAGAUUUAUUAGCAAAUAUGGAAAGAGAAUAUGUAGAAACUGGAGGAGGUGGUUGGGUGAUAUGUAAAACCCAACGUUGUGAUUUUCCUGAUGCUCAUAUACUCAAAGGUUAUGCUUAUCUUUUAACGCAUCCUGGAAUUCCUUGUAUACAUUGGGACCAUUAUUUUGAUGAAAGAUGGAGACAAGGUAUCGAAGAGUUGAUACAAGUUCGUAGAGGAUGUCAUAUUCAUGCUUCUAGUACAGUAUAUAUUGAAAGUGCUUGUGCAGAAUAUUAUGCAGCUUUUGUGGAUAAACACGUGGCUGUCAAGAUUGGUAGAGGAGAUUGGCAUCCUAACGGACCUUGUUGGGAACUAUGUACUUUUGGUUGGGAAUAUGCUGUAUGGAAGCGAAAGUAAUAAUAUACAGUUGGAUAAAAAGAUAAAAAACGCUAUGAUUCAGUUUCUUCCUUCCAGAAGACCGAUCCAAAAUGAGUCCAAGGGACACUCUCAUGUAGCAUUCGACGAUGAUUGUCAAUGUGUGAU
Messenger RNA from Galdieria sulphuraria, 1642 nucleotides. Its product is annotated as alpha-amylase. Lineage: Eukaryota; Rhodophyta; Bangiophyceae; Galdieriales; Galdieriaceae. Bases 14 to 1516 code for a protein of 500 amino acids. The transcript is spliced from 6 exons. Gene Ontology annotation, molecular function: calcium ion binding; alpha-amylase activity. The record is from RefSeq and is a predicted model, not a curated record. Gene Ontology annotation, biological process: carbohydrate metabolic process.